AUGGCAUUGGAAAAUAGACAUGUAGACUGCAUCAUAAAGCUUGGUGGCAGUGCGAUCACUUCUAAACAACAUCUCGAGAAAGCCAAUACACAAGCAAUCAAUAUUGCAGCUAGUCAUGUACAUGAAAUGACAAGGAAAUGCGUCAUUGUUCACGGAGCUGGAUCAUUCGGUCAUUUUCACGCUAAGAAAUAUAACAUUGCUACCGGAUUCAACGAUACAGACUUCGAGCAACAACGCAUCGGCUUUUCACAGACAAGACUAUCGGUAACCAAGCUCAAUCACAUCAUUGUGCAAGCUCUAAUCGAGAAAGACGUUCCGGCAGUAUCAAUCUCACCAUGCGGACUAUGGAAAACUACCGACAGAUCGGUUACUUCCACUUUUCUACAACCGAUAAAUGAUCUCCUAAGAGCUGGCUUCGUACCAGUAGUGCAUGGAGAUGCAGUUAUCGAUACCUCUCUAGGAUGUACCAUUCUUAGUGGAGAUACAAUUAUUCAGAUCUUAGCAGAAAAUUUAUGCCCCAAACGGAUCAUUUUUAUAACGGAUACUAAUGGAAUAUACGAUCGUCCGCCUCAUAAUGAUGAUGCAAAACUAUUACGUUAUAUUUCUGUUACUAAAGAUGGUAAAGUCACGAAUGAGAUAGAAACAUCUCAACUGGAACAUGAUGUUACCGGAGGAGUGCAGACUAAAAUUGCCUCUGCAGCGCAUAUAGUUAGUAAAUGUAAUAUUCCAGUCCAUGUGGUAAAGUUAGGAUCAGCUGCUGCAUGGAAACUGUUGGAUAAAGGUGAACUUGAAGAAAGCGAUAUUGCCACAACGAUAACACUACAAGAAUCUGAAUAUCCAAAAUGA
Messenger RNA from Trichoplax adhaerens, 846 nucleotides. RefSeq lists its product as uncharacterized. Bases 1 to 846 code for a protein of 281 amino acids. The transcript is spliced from 6 exons. NCBI's taxonomy places the organism in Eukaryota, Metazoa, Placozoa, Uniplacotomia, Trichoplacea, Trichoplacidae. The record is from RefSeq and is a predicted model, not a curated record. Gene Ontology annotation, cellular component: cytosol. Gene Ontology annotation, molecular function: kinase activity.